Molecule: messenger RNA, 2850 nt
Organism: Saimiri boliviensis boliviensis (Bolivian squirrel monkey)
Lineage: Eukaryota; Metazoa; Chordata; Mammalia; Primates; Cebidae
Source: RefSeq, a predicted model, not a curated record
GCGAGCGCGGGCGUGGAGCGGCGCAGUGACGGCGGAGGAGGCUACAAGUGAGCCCGACCCGAGGCGGGGAGGUGUCCGCGUUGGGGGUGCUUUGUGGUGUCUCGCCUCGGGUCACAGGCCUGGGCUGGCGGCGGAGAGCUGUGGAAGUGUAGUUGAAAUUUCUUGUCAAUGAGUUUAACAUUCUGUUCUUCUGCGUGAUGAAUUUUCUUUUGGAGAUUUGAACUGAAGUCUAUAUGGAGGAAAUGUUAUUUUUAAGGGAAAUGAAUAGAAAUAAUCCACUUUGAAGAAGCCAUGGCAAAAUCAAACACAAAACAUAGACUUUGUUCUCGGGAAUCUUCAGUAUCUUCGCUGCUGGCAAGCUGCAGCCUGAGUGGUAGUAAUUCCUCUAAUUCUGAUGGCUCUUUUCACUAUAAAGAUAAGCUCUACAGAUCUGCUUCUCAAGCUCUACAGGCUUAUAUUGAUGAUUUUGAUUUAAGCCAAAUGUAUCCUGGUAGAAGCACUGGAAAAAUUAACAUUGAUGAGGGUUUUACUAAUAUGCCACAGUUCUGCAACUACAGUUACAAACCAAACAAUGCUUUUGAAAACCUUGAUCGCAAAAAGCACUCAAACUUCAUAUCCUGUAAAAGACAGACUACUAAUGACAUAGACUCUAUGAGCCUAACAACUGAUGAUCUAUUAAGACUCCCAGCAGAUGGAUCAUUUUCUUUUAUUUAUGUUGAACCAAGUCACCGAACAAGGAAGAAAAACAAGAAAUGCCAUGGAAGACUGGGUUCAUUGGACACUGAAAAGAAUCCAAAUUUUCAAGGACCCUCCACUCCCGUGGACAGAGAUAACUUAGUUACUCCUGUCGUACACACAAAUAUAAAUGGAAAGCAAUGUAGUAGGCUGAAAAACCCAAAACUUAUCAAUAGGACUAAUAAUUGCAAGAAAUCGUCUUUCAAGGACAGUUCAGAACACAAUCUUGAAAAGAAUUAUCCAAGAUGGCUCACUAGCCAGAAAUCUGACCUUAAUGUUUCAGGGAUAACUAGUAUACCUGAUUUCAAAUACCCAGUCUGGCUCCACAAUCAAGAUUUGCUACCUGAUGCAAAUAGUCAAAAGGUUUAUAAAAUAUUUAAAGAUGAUCAGUGUCCCCCUAGACAUAGUCAUCAGGCACAAGGAACUUCUCAGCUUGUUAAUAAAUUAGAUUGUUUUGAAUAUUCUCUUGAACCCUCAAAGUUUUCAAAUUUCUUGAGUGAUGAUAAAGAAUUAGUUAAUGAAUACAAAUGUGAUUUUGAAUGUAGCCAGUGUCAAUGUGAGAAUCUCCUUCUCCCAGGACAAUCCACACAGCCGUUCAGUGGUGACAAAAUUGAAUUGCUUAUCUUGAAGGCCAAGAGAAAUCUAGAGCAGUGUACUAAAGAAUUACCAAAGUCUAUGAAAAAGGAUGACAGUCCUUGCUCAUUAGAUAAACUUGAAGCAGAAAGAUCAUGGGAAAAUAUUCCUGUUACUUUCAAAUCUCCUGUUCCUGUUAACUCUGAUGAUAGUCCUCAACAAACUUCAAGGGCAAAGAGUGCUAAAGGAGUUCUUGAAGACUUUCUAAAUAAUGAUAAUCAGAGUUGUACUCUUUCUGGAGGAAGACAUCAUGGUCCUGUUGAAGCCCUGAAACAAAUGUUAUUUAAUCUUCAAGCAGUACAAGAAAGUUUUAAUCAAAAUAAGACCACAGAGCCAAAAGAAGAGAUUAAACAAGUUUCAGAAGAUGAUUUCUCUAAAUUACAGUUGAAGGAAAGUAUGAUUCCUAUUACUAGGUCACUUCAGAAGGCUUUGCACCAUUUAUCUCGCCUGAGAGACCUGGUUGAUGAUGCCAAUGGAAAAGAGUCACCAAAAAUGUGAAGAGGAAAAUGAAACUGUCACCAAAAUAAAUAGUUACCACAGAACAAAUAUUUUUUUUCUAUUACAUAAACGGACAAAGUAAAUAUAAGCCAUAUAUUAUUUUGUAAUUGGUUCAAUGAUUAUAUGUUUCUAAAACACUGAACUUGAAAAUACACAUAGGUUUUGUGACCUAUUUUUAUUUUGUGCCAACAUAUUAGAAUGUGAACUCCAAAGACCCACAAUAUAUCCUAAAGUCUUACUUUCGUCUUCUGGUCAGCAAAUGUCUAAUAUUUAAAGAUGGAUGACUUCUGUUCUUGAAACCUGUGUGGAUUUAACCUUCUUCGGCAUCCUUAACAUUUUAUUCUCUGGUUCAGGAUCAUUAAGAAACUUACUGAUUUUUAUCCAAAAUCUCUUACGUUAACUAGACGUUUUUUUUUUUUUUUUUUUUGAUGUAGUUGGCUUCACUUUUAAACAGCUUAAAGGAAUAUCAAAAUUGUUACUGUGUAUCUCAUCUAUAUGGAAGUCUGUUGCUUUUAAGUUUUCAUAAAUUUUAUAUUUAAGAUACAUUGUAUUUGAAAAAUUACAUUAAUAGUGGAGUGAUAACAGUGUUAAAAGGAAUUUUAUGUUGUGACAUUCAAGAGAAUCUUCUCAUUUAAUUAGUACUUUGAUUCCAUAUAAAAAAUCUUAAUGUUUAACAGUUUCCAAAACCUUUUUGGGGGUAUGUUUAAGAAUUUAAUAUUUUGAUAUUAGGUUAUUUCCCAGAUUUUAAUUUUGGGAUUAGCUCAAACUAGUGAAAAUUAUGACUUAAUGACCAAUUGCUUUAUGAAAUUUGAUAGCUAAACUUAAAAUGAAUAUGGAAAAUCAGAAAGCACCUAUAUUUUAGAGCCAUUUUGUAAGAGUUGUGCUUUCUUUAACACAAUCUGUAGUCUUAAGUUUGUCUCUAGCUGGAACUGAACAAAGCUCUACAAUUUUGCAGUUUUUAUCAAGCACUUAUUAUUAAUCCUU